AUGGAUACAAUUCAAAAAAAUGAUAGUAUAAUUCUCAAAGGAACUAAUUUUAAAACAAAACCUGUUUUUGGCUGUUUCAAUAAUUCCGAGCUUGAUACAUUGAUAUCCAAUUUGAUGAUGAAAUAUGGCAAAUCUGUAACAAAUGAUCAACCUAUAAAGGGAAAAGAUGUUUUUUAUUGUGGGGAACAAUGUACUCCAAAAUUUAGGCCAGUCCCUAUUCGAUUACAACCUUACUUUCGCCCUUUUUAUUAUGAUGUGUUAUUAGUGGUUGGUAGUGAUGAGCGUGAUACCCUUGUUCUCACUUCUCCUAUUGCUGAAAAUGUAAGAAGAUUACUUGGGUUUUCUAGGUGGUCAAGAAGGCCCGAAAACCACGAAUGUAUGUUAAAACAAAUAGAAAAUAAAGUUAAAAUUAUACCUUUAACCUACGACUGUACCUUCUAUAAAUUAGGAAAAGAUUGGCAUAAAACUGUGCAUCUACGCAAACGCGACGCUGUUGAACUCUAUGUGGUACCAAAGCCAACAGAUUACUUCCCGAUGCUCUUUGUUAAUUGUUCAAAUGAUAAUAUCAGAAAUAUCUAUGACAAUGUUACUAACCUUAUGUUAGCUAGAAACAACCCAGUACAUUAUUCUCCGUUUAUUUUUACUUGUUGCAUAUUUAGGCCAAUCAUAUUCAAUAUUAUAGACGAUAAGAUCGACUACAAGCAACGUCUUCCGAACAUAGAUGUGACAGAUGAAGUGUUUGUCAUACGUAGAGAAGAAUGGUUAGUGCAUGACAGGAGACAUUUGAUUUCUGAUUGUAGAUGUCGCUAUAAUAAUGCCGUUGUCCCAAAGGAUCAAGGGUGUUCUUCAUGGCGCUGGGAUAAGCUAGAGCGAUUAGCUAACAUAUACGAGUGUUCUCAAAUGAAGUUGCAAGACCCUCCCUAUUAUACACCAAUUCAUCAAAACUGCAAGCACCACUCAAACUAUAAGAAAUGA
Messenger RNA from Maudiozyma saulgeensis, 975 nucleotides. The record is from the annotation of a GenBank genome assembly. NCBI's taxonomy places the organism in Eukaryota, Fungi, Ascomycota, Saccharomycetes, Saccharomycetales, Saccharomycetaceae.